AUGAACCCAUCCUCCAACCCUUCCAAGCCUCCAAAGCUUGCUUCUCCGGCCCCGGCCCCGGCCCCGGCCUCCCCUACGUCCCCGACCUCCCCGACCUCCUCGGUCUCGUCCGGCAGACUUUCCAAAAUUCCCCUCCCACAGCUGAAGCAGAGAAUCCAGCUUGCCAUCAAUGCUCGCACCGAUGGAUACGCUACUGCCAGCGCUAUAAUCGUGUAUUGGGAGGACGACGACACAGGCGCAGAAGCUGAUGCUAAGAUACUGGAAAGUACCUUCAAGAAUCUACUCGGAAUCGAGGCGGAUAUGUGGAAAAUUCCGGACACGGAGCUAAUGCCAACUUUGUCGCUGCAUUCAAAAAUCGUCAAUAUGAUGAUGGACGACCAUCCCGCUGAAAAUCCCCUUCAGACGCUUUUCAUUUUCGCGUAUAUCGGUCACGGCGAUAUCAUUUCCGUCGGGGGCAAGUCGGAACACGUUUUCAAAAGCCUGAAGCCUGGCAGACACAUUUUCUGGAGCCGGGUUCGGGACUUUAUGGAUGACACCUACACCAGCAUCCUCGCUAUUCUCGAUUGCUGCAAAUCAGGUCUCGGGGGAGUAACGAACCCCUUGGCGCCGGCAGUUCAAGUCCUGGCGGCCUGCCUAGCAUCUGAGCAAGCCCGUGGCCGGGGUAUUCCUCGAGCCACCACUUUCACACAAAGACUUGCCGGUCAGCUUGACUGGGCGGACAAGUUCAAAGAAACAUUCAUCAAUACGGAAACACUGUUCCAGAGAUUGCAACUCACCAGAUCCCAGGACUCGCCAACUCCAGUUCUUCAGCAAAACGGGGGACUCAAGCCAAUCCUGCUGAAUUUCAAGAAGAAACCAGCACCGCGAAGCCCCUCCCCAUCCCGCAUCCCUCGACCGAAGCUCCCAAAGCCCGACGCUCAACAUGUUCUCGUCAAGCUUACGCUCACAGGCCCCGAAGCCGAGAACAUAGAAGAUUUCGAGAAUUUUAUCAAGCGCCUGCCGGCACCCUUUCACGUACGCGUGGUCGACGCCUUCAAGAGCAGCUCAUCUCUGGUGAUCAUGCGGAUGCGGUGGGAGACUUGGGCUAGACUAUCGACUGUGCUGGAUUUAGAACCAAUCGGAGCGAUCAAUGGAGACUCUUUACUGCGCGGCACUGCCUCUGCCUCGGCCCCCGAGGUCCGUCAAGUGGGAGAAAAUCUGCCCCUUCGCCCUGGCCCAAGCAGGGGAAAAGACUGA
Messenger RNA from Penicillium cosmopolitanum, 1236 nucleotides. RefSeq lists its product as uncharacterized. The coding region runs from base 1 to 1236 and encodes 411 amino acids. The record is from RefSeq and is a predicted model, not a curated record. The transcript has a single exon. NCBI's taxonomy places the organism in Eukaryota, Fungi, Ascomycota, Eurotiomycetes, Eurotiales, Aspergillaceae.